UGCCAUGGCCCUGGCCAGCCCACUGGAGCGCCUGCACGAGGAAGCCAUUUGCUCCAUCUGCCUGGAGUACAUGAGCGACCCGGUGAGCGUCGACUGCGGGCACAACUUCUGCCGUGACUGCAUCGCCAAGCACUGCCAGGAGAAGGGGCUCUGGGCCGACAGACCCUUCUUGUGCCCGCAGUGCCGGGCCACCUGCCACCGCAGCAAUUUCCGCCCCAACCGGCAGCUGGCCAACAUCGUGGAGAGCAUUCGGCAGCUGGGGCUGCCGGCCGGCCCGGCCGCGGGGACCCUGCUCUGCGCCGCGCACGACGAGCGCCUCAAGCUCUUCUGCGAGGAGGACGAAGAGGCCAUCUGCGUGGUGUGCAGGGAAUCCCUGCAGCACCGUCCUCACACCGUCUACCCCAUUGAGGAGGCCGCGCAGGUCUACAAGGCCAAACUCCAGAAAUCCCUGGAGAAUCUUUCCAAGGAAGUGGAACAAGUGAAGAAAUGUGAGUCAGCAGAACGGAUGAAAACCCAGGAGUGCAAGGAAGCAGUGAAGAAAAAGAGGGAAAGGAUUGUGAGUGAGUUUGGGAAACUACAUCGGCUCCUGGCUGAUGAAGAGAAACUGCUGCUUCAGAAGCUGGAGGAGGAAGAGAAUCGGAUUCUGCUGAAGAUAAGUGAAAACCUUGCCCUGCUGGUAGAGCAAAAGUCCGCUCUGGAUGAGCUAAUCCUGGAGAUAAGAGAGAAGUUCCAGCAGCCUGCUGAUGGCUUGCUCAAGGAUAUGAAAAGCAUCCUGAACAGGUGUGAAAGCAUGAAAUUCCAGGCCCCUAAAGCUGUUUCCGUGACCCUGAGGGAAAACUACAGCAUCCCAGAGCGCUGCCUGGGCAUGAGGGACAUGCUGAAGAAAUUCAAAGUGGAUGUGACUCUGGACCCUGACACAGCGCAUCCUGAACUCACUCUGUCUGAAGACCGGAAAAGCGUGAAGCGUGGAGGCAAGAAGCUCAUUCUGUCUCUCUUUGACAACCCCAAGAGGUUUAACGCUACGCCGCUGGUGCUGGGGGUUCAGGCCUUCUUCUCUGGCCGCUGCUACUGGGAAGUGCAGGUGGGAGAUAAGCCGGAGUGGGGCCUCGGGCUGUGCAGGGAUUCAGCCAGUCGCAAAGGCAUCAUUCUCUUCUCACCCAGCAACGGCUACUGGGUGCUGCGACUGCAGGUCAAUGGCAACUAUGAAGCCCUCACUUCCCCCGUUUCCAUCCUGAACCUCAGCGUGAGACCCCGGUGCAUUGGAAUCUUCCUGGACUAUGAAGCAGGGGAAAUCUCAUUUUAUAAUGUGACUGACCGCUCCCACAUCUACACCUUCACGGACAAGUUCUCUGGCAAUCUCCGGCCUCUUUUCUUCCCUGGUGCCUUGAUGGGGGGCAAAAACGCAGAGCCCUUGGUGAUCUCCUGGAUGAGGGACACACAAGGGUCCGGGUGCAUCAUCCUGUAAUGUGUGGUUAAAAGGCUACCCUUGGCACAGGACAGCCAGAGACCUGUGGGCCUGACCAGCUCCAGUCCUGAGCGGGAGGUUGGCAAUGAGGCAUCACUGGAGAAAUAGGUGUGUGU
This is a messenger RNA of Tinamus guttatus (white-throated tinamou), 1581 nucleotides long. Lineage: Eukaryota; Metazoa; Chordata; Aves; Tinamiformes; Tinamidae. The record is from RefSeq and is a predicted model, not a curated record.